This is a messenger RNA of Seriola dumerili (greater amberjack), 4662 nucleotides long. It is a transcript of the gene washc4, whose product is annotated as WASH complex subunit 4. NCBI's taxonomy places the organism in Eukaryota, Metazoa, Chordata, Actinopteri, Carangiformes, Carangidae. Gene Ontology annotation, cellular component: WASH complex; endosome. Gene Ontology annotation, biological process: endosome organization; endosomal transport. The record is from RefSeq and is a predicted model, not a curated record. The coding region runs from base 58 to 3573 and encodes 1171 amino acids. The transcript has 33 exons.
GGGACCGUGUAGCUUCACUUUUUAACACCAGUGUUUUGGGUCACCUAUCCUGGCAGUAUGGCGGUAGAAACCAUCGCACCUGACUGGGAGUUUGACCGUUUUGACGACGGUUCACAAAAAAUACACACAGAGGUCCAAUUGAAGAACUACAGCAAGUUUCUGGAGGAGUACACAUCUCAGCUGAGGGGUAUCGAGGAGGCUCUGGAUGACUCCAUCGGAGAUGUCUGGGACUUCACUCUGGACCCCAUCACCCUGAAGCUUCUCCCAUAUGAGCAGUCAUCCUUACUGGAGUUAAUUAAAACAGACAACAAGGUUCUGAACAAAGUCAUCACAGUUUAUGCUGCACUCUGUAGUGAAGUGAAGAAGCUUAAGUAUGAGGCAGAAACCAAGUUCUACAAUGGCUCAUUAUACUAUGGAGAAGGAGUGUCAGACACCAGUGUUGUUGAAGGAGAGUCCCAGAUUCAGAUGGGUAGAUUCAUCUCUUUCCUUCAGGAACUGUCCUGCUUUGUGUCAAGAUGUUAUGAAGUGGUGGUCAACAUUGUCCAUCAGCUGGCUGCCCUCUACAACAGCAACAAGGGUGCAACAAAAAUCAUUGAGUCGUCAGGUGUCCAUUUCCAGAUAGUGUACGAACACCUCGGGGAGUUGUUAGUGGUACUGCUCACACUCGAUGAGAUUAUGGAAAAUCAUGGCACACUAAAAGAUCACUGGAAGAUGUAUAAAAGGCUAUUGAAAUCAGUGCACCAUAAUCCUGGGAAAUUUUCCAUUCCUGAAGAGAAACUGAAACCAUUCGAAAAGCUCCUGCUCAAGCUGGAGGGACAGCUGCUGGAUGGCAUGAUACUACAGGCCUGUGUGGAACAGAGAUUCGAUGACCCUGGGGAAGGAGUAGCUGUUGCCAAAAACAGUGCCUUCGCUGAGGAGUUCGCCUUCAACAUUCGCACCAUAUUCACUAAUGUUGAGUCUAAGAUCGGAGAACCUUCAGAGAUUGACCAGAGAGAUAAGUAUGCUGGCGUCUGUGGUCUCUUUGUGCUUCACUUUCACAUCUUCAGGAGUGUUGACAAGAAGCUCUACAAGGCACUGCUCGAUGUCUGUAAAAAGGUUCCAGCUGUCACUUUGACUGCUAACAUCAUCUGGUUUCCCGACACUUUCCUCAUCGCUAAGGUCCCAGCUGCAGCUAAACUGAUGGAUAAGAAGAGUCUCCAGGCCAUCAGAGCGCAGAGAGACACGUACCUGCAACAAAGAGCUCAGACACUAACAAAGGAUGUUCAGUCCUACUACGUGUUUGUAACCUCUUGGAUGAUGAAGAUGGAGUCCAUUUUAUCCAAGGACCAUAAAAGUGACAAGCUGGCAGACGACCUUAACAGCAGAUGUAAUGUGUUUGUACAGGGCAUCCUGUAUGCUUACAGCAUCAGCACCAUUAUCAAGACUACCAUGAACAUGUACAUGUCGAUGCAGCGGCCCAUGACAAAGACCUCUGUCAAAGCGCUCUGCCGACUGGUUGAAUUGCUCAAGGCUGUGGAGCACACAGUUCACAGGAGGUCUAUGGUUGUAGCCGACUCUGUGUCUCACAUCACUCAGCAGCUGCAGUCACAGGCCCUCAACGCCAUCGGCACUGCCAAGAAAAGGGUGAUCUCUGACAAGAAGUACAGUGAGCAGAGGCUGGAUGUCCUGUCGUCUUUGGUACUGGCAGAAAAUGCCCUCAGUGGACCCAGCACAAAAGAGCGACGCCUCGUUGUGUCUUUGGCUCUGUGUGUCGGCACACAGCUGAAAACAUUCAAAGAUGAGGAGCUGCUUCCGCUGCAGCUUGUGCUGAAGAAGCUGGAUCUGAUCAGUGAGCUGCGUGAGAGGGUCAAGCUGCAAUGUGACUGUAGUUUCCUUUACUGGCACCGAGCUGUGUUUCCCAUCUACCUAGAUGAUGUAUACGACAACGCCGUGGACGCAGCACGAAUACAUUACAUGUUUAGCGCGCUGCGGGACAGCGUGCCGUUCAUGUUGCAUGCCAAACACAUGGAGUCAUGUGACCAGCUACUGGAGAGCUACGACAAGGAGAUCAUGGAGGUGUUCAAUGAGCACCUGCUGGACAAGCUGUGUAAAGAGAUUGAGAAGGACCUGCGUCUCUCUGUUCACACCCACCUCAAACUGGACGACAGGAACCCUUUCAAAGUUGGCAUGAAGGAUCUGGCCCACUUCUUCUCCCUCAAACCCAUCCGGUUCUUCAACCGCUUCAUUCAUAUCAAAGCCUAUGUGACCCACUACCUGGAUAAAACUUUCUACAACCUGACUACUGUGGCUCUGCACGACUGGGCCACCUACAGUGAGAUGAGAAACCUCGCCACACAGCGUUAUGGUCUUACCAUGACAGAGGCACACCUGCCCAGCCAGACCCUGGAGCAGGGUUUGGAUGUUCUGGAGAUCAUGAGGAACAUUCAUGUUUUUGUCUCACGCUACCUUUAUAACCUCAACAACCAGAUCUUCAUAGAGAAGGCAAGUAACAACAAGCAUUUGAACACCAUCAACAUCCGUCACAUUGCCAACUCCAUCCGGACCCACGGCACGGGCAUUAUGAACACCACGGUGAAUUUCACCUACCAGUUCCUGCGUAAGAAGUUUUACAUCUUCAGCCAGUUUAUGUACGAUGAACACAUCAAGUCCAGACUGAUCAAAGACAUCCGCUUCUUCAGAGAAACAAAGGACCAGUCUGAUCAGAAGUAUCCAUUUGAGAGAGCAGAGAAGUUUAACCGUGGCAUCAGGAAGCUUGGCAUCACCCCUGAUGGACAGAGCUACCUGGACCAGUUCAGACAGCUCAUCAGUCAGAUUGGCAACGCCAUGGGCUAUGUGCGUAUGAUCCGUUCUGGAGGCCUCCACUGUUGCAGCAGUGCCAUCAGGUUUGUUCCUGACCUGGAGGAUAUAGUCAACUUUGAGGAGCUGGUGAAGGAGGAGGGGCUGUCAGAGGAGACUCAGAGAGCUGCUAGUGUCCUAGACUCAGUGUUGGGAGAUCUGACCAGCAACUCUGCCGAAGGGACAGAGUACUUCAAGAUGCUGGUGGCGGUGUUUGCAGCUGAGUUUCGCAGCGCCAAGAAUAUGCACCUGAGGAACUUCUACAUGAUUGUACCUCCACUGACUGUUAAUUUCGUGGAGCACUCCAUCAGCUGCAAAGAGAAACUCAACAAGAAAAACAAAAGUGGGGCUGCUUUCACAGAUGAUGGCUUUGCGAUGGGCGUGGCAUACAUCCUGAAGCUGCUCGACCAGUAUCUGGAGUUCGACUCCUUGCACUGGUUCCAGGCCGUCAGAGAUAAGUACAAGAAAGAGAUGAAUGCUGUGGUGAAGGAGCAGAACGUGCAAUCUGCCAGUCAGGAUGAAAAGUUGCUGCAAACUAUGAACCUGACCCAGAAGAGGCUGGAUAUCUACCUUCAGGAGUUUGAGCUGCUCCACUUCUCUUUAAGCAGCGCAAGGAUCUUCUUCAGAGCGGACAAGACUGCAGCCGAGGAGACUCAGGAGAAGAAGGAUAAAGAAGAAACUGCAAAAGCAGGAGGUACUUCAGACGGCUCCAUCCCCACUGACACUGCCUCAAAGUGAACCAGCUGACAGUGAUCUCGUGUUGGAUUAUAACUCUUGAGAGUACUGUCACAUGAGCAGAGCAUGUACCUGGCCGGAAGGAGGUGAAGAGAAGAUCUCAAACUGUAGACUACUUUGAAGUGUGUGUGUGUGGGUGUGUGUGUGUGUGUGGUUCAGACUUGAAACUGGAUAAAACAACAGACAGUUGAUGGACACCAUUUGAAGACUCUUUGUGUCCCAUGAUGAAGGGGUUAUCUUCAUUAGAGAUUGAAUGUUUUCUUGAAGUGCUACAGCAGGAAGUGUCUUUUUCUUUUGUUUCCAUUUUACAGAAACAUAAAUGUAACAUCCCACAGCUUUCAAGUAUGUCAGCUUCUAAUAAAUUCAGUUUGAAUUUGUAGCAUUUACACAAGCGAGUGUAGUGUGAAAGGUGAGGCAUAGGGUAGAAGUGGAUCCCUUCCUCUACCACACAGCUUUUUGAUACUUUAACACUCGGUCUAGAAUGACUGGAUUAUUUUUCUACAGUAGAAGCCUCAGCUGUGUGUGUGUCCUCUGCUGAUCAGAGAUGACGUCAAUCAUUGACUAAUUUGCAUAGGUUUUGAUUUCAGUGCUGUUUUAUUGCUGCAUCGCUCUGUUAAUGUCCAGUGUAAUGGUUGUGAUAACAUUAUGACUGUUCAUGGCCUUUAAUGGCAGCUCUGUAGGCUAUAGCACACUAUUGAGAACUCUUGAGAAUGUUUCACUGUGUAAUCUUCACGUUUGUGUGCCAUAUUUGUCUACUGCUAAUUUUUGUUUUGCCCAUUUUAUACAUUGUGUGUAAUAAGGUGUGUAUGUGCCUUUCUAAACUGUGGAGAAUGUUUUGAUCACCUAAUUAAUUUAGUAUACAUCUACACACACCAGAUUCUUGAUCUGAGUGUUUGCAUAGUACGAAAGUUUCACUAUUUCUCUUCAGCACUGGAGGUGUAUCAUUAUAUCUUUAUUUUGCAAUUUUGUAUCUAUCAACAUGUGACAAAAAGGCCACAAUCGGGUCAAAAUUACAUUCCAUGAAUUAACUUGCUUGAAGAGAAAGGUCUGUAAAGUCUUUCAAGACUAAUAAAAUUUGCACUUUCAAUAGAA